Molecule: messenger RNA, 6077 nt
Organism: Portunus trituberculatus (swimming crab)
Lineage: Eukaryota; Metazoa; Arthropoda; Malacostraca; Decapoda; Portunidae
Product: G-protein coupled receptor dmsr-1-like
Exons: 6
Coding region: 2532-3794 (420 amino acids)
Biological process (GO): G protein-coupled receptor signaling pathway
Cellular component (GO): membrane
Molecular function (GO): G protein-coupled peptide receptor activity
Source: RefSeq, a predicted model, not a curated record
GACUAGUGGAUUAAUUCAAACAACAAAUAAACAAAAUAAAUAGAUUGAGAAACGAUAAAAAGUAAUAACGAAGGAAAUAAAAAUUGUAAAAAAAAAGAUAGAAAAGGAAAAGGAAAAAGAAAGUACUGUGUAAUCCAUCAUCUUCAAUCCCUCUUCCUCUCUCCUUUCCUUCCCUCCACCCUCGCUAACUGCCCUCAUCAUAAUCAUCACCUUCGAGGCAAGACACCUACGGACGCACACACGCGAGGCGACUCAUGUAAACAAACACGAGGGCUGAGUGGCAGUGGUGGAGCAGCUCACCUGAGACUCCUCGCCAGGUAAACAAAAACGAGGGCUGAGUGGAAGUCGAGGUGGAGAAGCUCACCUGAGUACCCUCGAUAGCCAGCACUUGAAGGAAGAACCGGUUGGUCUGUGGUGGCAGGCUCUCCAAAGUAAGGUCUUGCAGUUCACGUCGGGAUUCGAAUCGUGACCUGUCCGCCGAAACCCAUUUUGUUCAGGAGCUUAACGGUGAACUCAAAAAGACCACAGCGAAUAAGAAGUGUUUGCCAGUCGUGAUUAUUUAAGAAAAAAGCAAAAAGGAAUAAAAAGGAAAGUGGUAUUUUUCUGUAUUUUGCGAAGAAACCAAUGAGAAAAAAAAUAGAUGAGUAAAGAAAGUUAAAGUUAGGAAAGAGAAAAGAAAUUAAGGGAUUUUAGUCAGAGGAAGAACACGUCAUCGGAAUACUCGAGAAUAACUGAGAAAAUAAAAAUGAGAAAAUAAAAAUACUUGUUUGUGCCAGUAUUACGUUUUCUGUGAUGGAAGACUAGUGUAAUUACAGACAGUCAUAAAGAAAUAAACCAAAAAAAAAAAAGAACAAAAGGAAAAAUAUCCAGACAUUAAGCAAAUGAAGUUAAGUGCAAGGAAAUUAACAAAAGAAAUAUAAGCCUCAAAAAAGAAUAAAAAAGCACCGCAAGAAGAAUAGAAAAAGAAAACGUGAAAGAAAUAAUAAAACGAACAAGAAUAAGAAAAUAACAAUGGAAAAAAAAAUAAUGUGUGUGCGUGCUUUGUGUAGUGCAUGCGUCCCUUGAGCAGCGGACCAAUCGCUAAUCGUCACUUGUCCGAUUGUGAUUGGUUGCUGAUUUCCCUGCUGGCUCCACGGCGGCUGUGAUUGGCGGCUUGAUCGUGUUGCGGCGCUCGUGUGUGGCUGAUGGCUUUGUUCCCGGCGACUCUCACCACAUACCGCCGCCACUGACUCACUGACUGAACGGAGGAAAGGGAAGGAAGCAACACCACUGUCUUACUAACAGAAGGAAAGGAAGGAAGCAACACCAGUGAACGGAGAAGAGGGAAGGAAUUAACGCCAUUCACUUACUAAAGGGAAGGAAAGGAAGCAACGCCGCUCACUAACUGGAAAUUUAGAGGAAAGGGAAGGAAGCAAGGCCAAUUAUUUACUGAAGGAAGGGAAAGAAGCAAGGCAAGACUCAUUAACUGGAGGAACAAACAGGAGGAAACAGCGAACCAAAGAAAGACAAGAGGCGUUCAUUGUAUUUUACCGUUGAAAAUUCGAUAUAUGUUAGACGAAAACACUCUCUUAUCACUUUUACGAAAAAAUAGGAAUAGAAAAGACGAAGUAAAAAAACAGUAAUUCAUUAUAUCCUGGCGAAGAAAACUAAAAAAAACUUGAAGGAGAAAAUACAGCAAGGAAAGAAUAGAAUAGAAAGACAAUUCCUCCUUUUAGUUUUACGUAAGCAUAGCAAAUAAAAGGAAAAAAAAAGAAAUUAAAAGAUUCAACCAGGAAGAAAAAAAAUCAUCUAAAACAUCCACUUUUCAAUUUGACGAGAAGAUACGAGAGAGGGAGAAACAAAAGUGGGAAAACAGAACAAAAAAUCCAGUAAGAAGAUUCCAUUGUACCUUAACACUGAAAAAUCGAGAGAAAGAGAGAUUAGGAAGAAAAAGACACAUCUCACUCUUACGCCAUGUUAUUAAGUGAAGAUCUAGUGACUCGCCUGAAGAGGAAGAAAAAGACCUGAGUGACUGAUUGAAAGAUAGUGUAGUGAGUAGAAGUGAAGAGAAGUGGCGAUCGGAAACAGUUAAGGCUAAGUAAUAGAAAACAGGAAUUAGGAACUGAUAAAACAACGCUCAUAACACAACGGUCACAACUUUCACUCCUUCCUUUCGAUCUGGAGUUUGGGAGGACCUGUUUAAAGAGAGAGAGAGAGAGAGAGAAAGAAAGAAACAAGACCCUCUCAAACGCAGCCUCUCCAUCUCAGAAUUCUCGCUCCCUUUGUGCCGGAGAGAAAAAUAAUAAAGUAGCUAUUGUCCUUCCGCGGCUUCCCUUCGCCUGAAAAAAUAGUGAGCGAGAGACACAGAGAGAAAUAAAAUAUAUAGCAAAAAAGAAUAACCACCUCCUCGUCCUCCAGGCAAACACACACACACACACACACACACACACACACACACCAUUACUCCGCCCAUCAGCUCAUCACCUUCAUACCUUCACCUCACUUCACGCCAGCCAGCUCCAGCCCACUCCAUUCCACCGCCCAUCUUAACCAUGGACCAAUUGGAGGCGACACCCACCCCGGGGCUCUCCGUAGCCAUCACCAUCAUGACUACUUUGCUCAACGCCACUAUGGAGGACUACCCCUCGCCAUGCCUCGACGCCUGCAACGCCUCAGCCUCCGCCUCCUCCAGCACCGCCACGGACGCUGACCACCACGGCAGUAAUGAGACUGAAAAGUACUGCAAUUCUCGGAGCUGGACGGAUUUCCGGGAAAGCUACCAGCCGGUGCACGGAUGCAUGUCGCUGGUGGUGUGUGUGUUCGGUUCCGUGGCCAACGUGAUCAACAUGGUGGUGCUGACUCGGCGCUCCAUGGUGUCCCCGACCAACGCCAUUCUGACAGGCCUGGCAGUGACCGACCUGCUGGUGAUGGUGGAGUACAUCCCCUACACCAUGCACCAGUACGUGUGGCAGUGGAGCUCCCUCACCGCCCGCUUCUCCUGGGGCUGGGCGGUGUUCAUCCUCUUCCACGCCCACUUCGGCCAGGUCUUCCACACCAUUUCCAUCGGCCUGACGGUGACGCUGGCGGUGUGGCGCUACAUCGCCAUCGCCUUCCCACAGAACAACGUCUCCUGGUGCUCCAUGCCGCGCACGCUCAGGGUCAUUGUCGCCGCCUUCUUCUGUUCGCUCAUCUGCAAUAUUCCUAACUAUCUCAACUUCACCAUCGUUCAGUUCCAGUACAAAGGAGAGACUCUGUACCGCGUGGACCUGAGUCGCCUGGCGCUAGCUCACGGGGAGAUCCUGAAGAACAUCACCUUCUGGAUAUAUUCCGUGAUCUUGAAGCUACUGCCGUGCGCAGCGCUCACCGGUCUCUCGGUGGCCAUUAUCAAGGAGCUGCUGCGCACCGCUCGCCGCCGCGCGAAGCUCAUGAACUCGUCGGGUCGCGCCAACGACGCUGAGAAAGUCGCGGAUCGCGUCACCAAGAUGCUGCUGGUGAUCCUGGUGCUGUUCCUGGCGUCUGAGGUGCCGCAGGGCAUCCUGAGUCUCCUGACGGUAAUACUUGGCUCAGAAUUCUUUCCGUGUUACCGCAACCUCGGCGAAACGAUGGACAUGUUGGUGCUGCUCAACAGCGCCAUCAACUUCUUGCUGUACUGCGCCAUGAGCAAGCAGUUUCGCGACACUUUCAGCGAGCUGUUCAAGCCGUGCUGCACGCCCGUCCUCUCGGUCCGCAAGAAGCGAUUCCUUCCCAGCUGGAUGACGGGUACCUUCACUGACCCGGGCACGGAGAGCAACAACACCUGCAUCACACAUGUGUAGCAGCCAGGCGGCGGUGGCGGUGGCGUCGGCGGCCGCGGUACGAAGCUCCCUGUGUCUUCUGAUGAAUGGUGAUUAGAAUUAAGUCGUAAGUUAGUGCAGAGGAGGACUGGAGACUCGCCACACGUGCAGUGAUCUCCAGCGUACACAGACGCCGAGCCCGGGACGUGACGCGGAAACUGAUGGACAGAUAGGUGUGAACGGAGCGUUCGUGGCACGUGUGAAUACAUUAAUGCGAUCACUGCAGCUUUUGUGGCGCACUCCAGAAGGGCGGGUGGUCUCUGUGUGCCCAUCUAUCCACCCCCAUGUCCCACCGCCCGGCCUCCACCGGGACAAAGACCCCACCAAGAGUAGGUGGAGUGUCAGUCUGUGUAUCUCCUUCCGUCAAUGAGGAGCCUCUCGCUACUUUUGUCCUCCCGGUGUCAACAUGGUGUCGUGUGGCCGCCCCAUGGACCCCUGUCCCCCGGUGUGCGGCCAGGGAGCAGCACAUGGCCGUGACCCGCGGGACGACCAUUGUGAGACAGUUAUUUGUAUUCCGCAAUUGCUUGUUAGCGUUGGGGUGGGAUGUCCAGCUGAGAUGAGGCUGGGGACACAUGCUCUCGCCUCUGAUCAUCGCCGGUAACGAGGCGUGGGAACAUCUGCUGCGGAUACAGAGCAAGUUUGUUUAGUCAAGACGCAUGAGCUAACGUCUGGGCGUCGCUUCGUGAGGCGCCGCGCCCUUAGAGUACAAUAGCGAGCUACCAUACGUUAAGGCCCGACCAGGGUGUCAGUGUCGUCACUCACUGGCGGGGCGUGGAUGCAGUGUUGCAGGAGUGUGUGUGAGUGUUUUACCAGGUACUAAGCACAGUGUUCUCAGUGUUAUAAUGUUUUGUGUAUGUAUAUUUUUAGCAGUGCAUAAUUUACGGCUACUACCUUGAGCGUCACUCGUCCGUGGCCUGAAGAUGUUGUGUUAUUCAUAUGUUGCACACCACUCCGUACAUACCCCUCAUACCUCCAGGCCUCCCCAUUCCUCACCCCUCCGUCACCUGCCCUUUUUCCUCCCUCGAGAGUAAAUUAUACAUUAACAUUUGUAUACCUGAGUCCAAGCCUCAUAUAUAUCACAAACCCUGCCCCUGCCCUCCCCUCUUCCCCCGACACCUCUCCUCCCGUUCCGUAAUACAGUAGAAGUUAUUUGUUCAGUGUUUUUCGGAAAGUUUUAAGCUUUAAGCCUAUUUGUGUAGUAACUCCGCGUUUUUUGUGUUUAUUUGUGUGUGUGUGUGUGUGUGUGUGUGUGUGUGUGUGUGUGUUAGAUUUUAAGGGCGCUAACAUGCUUUAAUGUUGAUAGAAAUAUUAUUAUAAACCACCUCCUCUCCAUCCUCCUCUUCAUCUUCCUAUUCCUAUUCCUAUUCCUAUUCCUCCUCCUCCUCCUCCUCCUCCUCCUCCUCCUCCUCCUCCUCCUCCUCCUCCUCCUCCUCUUCCCCAAAGAACAUUAAUGGAAUUUGGCUUGGAAGAAUUUCGAAGGAUUUGGGAGGUUGGAAAAGAUAAACACACACACACACACACACACACACACACACACACACACACAUGGAGAGAGAGAGAGAGAGAGAGAGAGAGAGAGAGAGAGAGAGAGAGAGAGAGAGAGAGAGAGAGCCAAGGUUAUGCACUGUAAGCCAAUUUAUGUAUGAAGUUAUGGCUUUCCCAUCGUAAUCUUGUUGAGCUGAGCCGAAGUGGGUUAGGGAAAGGUUAGCCAGCGCCUUACUCCUCCUACUCCUUCUUCUCCUCUAUAGUCUCCUCCACCUUCUCGAUCCUCUCUUCCUCUUACUCCUCCUCUCUCUCUCUCUCUCUCUCUCUCUCUCUCUCUCUCCGCAGGUCAGAUUCAAUUAGGUACAAGGUCAUCAGUGGUUGGCUGAUAAUUUCCCUUGAGCCAAGAGACAAGUAGUAAUUAUAAAUGCAGAUGAUCUAUUGCUUGCUGGACCUUCGACUAUUCCUCCACCACAACCACCACCACCAUCACCACCGCCGCCACCACCAUCGCCUGCAGUGUCGGGAGGCAUUAUGGGAAAUUCUAACCUGCUCCAUUUUGCGUCAUCUGAUACGUUCAGCAGACGGAGGAGGUGAGAGGAGGAGGAACAGGAGCAGGAGGAGGUGGUGGAAAAAGAGGAGGAAAAAAUAAAGUGAGAUUCGUGGAACAAUUAAAGGUUUCCAGAUGAACUUUGUUAAUUUGGCUGCUGUUUUUUUUUUUUUUUUUUCCUUCUUCUUUUUCUUGUUUUUUUUCUCCUCUUCCUUAUUGUCUGUUGUUGUUGU